CCUCCGCCCGGGCAGGAGGAAGCGUAACUACCCAGAUUUUGGCGCCAGCGCCGACACAUCGCGGGGGCCCGGGAAGCAGCGGAGGGAGGGGGACUUCGCCGCAGCCUGCUCCGCUAACAUCGGGCGCGCCGCCCGCUCCGGCGCCCUGUUCUUCCUUCUUUCCUUCCCUCCCUCCCUUUUUCGCUCUUCAGCGGCUUCGCGCGCACCGCGACAAAGGUAAAAGCUCUGCAAGUCUGCAAUAAAAAUGGCCUCCAAUAAAACUACAUUGCACAAAAUGGGAAAGAAACAGAAUGGCAAAGGUAAAAAAGUCGAAGAGGCAGAGCCUGAAGAAUUUGUUGUGGAGAAAGUCCUGGACAGACGUGUUGUAAAUGGAAAGGUGGAAUACUACUUGAAGUGGAAAGGAUUUACAGACGCUGACAACACAUGGGAACCUGAAGAAAACUUAGAUUGUCCAGAGCUAAUCGAAGCUUUUCUGAACUCUCAGAAAGCUGGUAAAGAAAAAACAGAUGGUGCCAAAAGAAAAUCUUUGUCAGAUAGCGAAUCUGAUGAUAGUAAAUCAAAGAAAAAGCGUGAUUCUGUUGAUAAACCAAGAGGGUUUGCAAGGGGUCUUGAUCCUGAGCGGAUAAUUGGGGCUACAGAUAGCAGUGGAGAGCUUAUGUUCCUCAUGAAAUGGAAAGACUCUGAUGAGGCAGAUCUGGUCCUGGCCAAAGAAGCUAACGUGAAGUGUCCUCAGAUCGUAAUCGCUUUUUAUGAAGAGCGACUAACUUGGCAUUCAUGCCCAGAAGAUGAAGCACAAUAAUUGUUUGCAUUGCUUUUUUAUAUAUAUGAAUAUUAAAACCUGAAAUUUUGAUUUAUUAGCAAUGUGAGAAGCAUACAUUCUAACAAGAAUCAAAUUUGAUAUUUUUUUGAAGUAGUAUGUUUUGCAUCAACAGCAAGUAAAUAAAAGCUUUCUGCAACUUAUUUCAUUUAUCACAAGAGAGCAUUUGAUACUACUACUUCCUCCAUAUUAGGUAAAAGCUUUUAUAAAACAUUCAUAAACUUCCAUAGUUAUUACAGAGUCAUAAUGAAUGUCUAAACCAACUCAGAUGUUUUGUAGUCUUCUAUACUAUUGAUGUGCAUGUAUCUUCUUUACCCAAACCUAGCCCUCUAAACCUGUAGAAUCAUUCUUUUUAGUAUUUGGGAUCACUUGGUCUCAAGAAGACCAGGUGAAAACUAACUUUGUAGUAAUUUGAAUGUUAUCAGACUGUAUAUUGUUUACUUUAUUGUAAAUACUGGUGAACAGUGGUCAAUAAAAUAGUUUUAUAUUCUUCCUUUAUACUGAUAGGCUGUGACUCUUUUGAAGCGGUAUGAUAUUUCUGAACUUUUGAUAUGUUAAAUUCUCAAUUCGUAAUAUAUUUAAUUGUCAGUUGUUUUUUGGGGGUAGAUUGAUUAAUUACUAUUGCCCCCAUUGCUACUCUGUACUCACAAUACCAGACAAAUACCAGGCUUUGAUUCUUUGUAUUUUUUUCGGUGCACAAUGCCUGAGGCAUAGGUUUUUUUUCAGUCAGGUAGGGCCUGUGAAAUGAAGGUGCUUUGGGUUAAGUCACAGAUACCGUAUUGCCAAGGUGUGGCUGCUGGUCACAAGGCCACGUGGCCUCUGCAGGUAUACUAGGAAAUCUUUGACCUGUGUUGACAGUAUCAGCCUUUGCUUUAAUUUCAGGUCUUAAUACAUGGGUAUAGUGUAACUAACGGUGGUUCGGAUGGAAUUAUUCUCGAGGCCAUCACCUGAAGAAUACUUACAUAGCUCUGCCUCUGAAGGAGUAUUUUAAUGAAGAUACUUAAGUCAUGUACUUUAAACAAAAGCCUUUGUUUCUAUUUCAGAUUGAAUUUUAAAAUUAGUCCUGUAAUCAGCUGCUUGGAGAAUGCCUUCAGAAGGGCAGAAGUAAGGGGUGGGGAACUCACCUCAGGAGGAGGAAAGUUGCCUUUUCCCAUUCUUUCUUCAGCUGCCAUUCCUCUUUUUCACUUGCUUUCAUCUACACACCUCCUUUUAUUUGUGUUUUUACUACUGUGGUAUAGUUUACCUUGAGCUGUGCCUCUCCAUAUGUCAAUGGCCAAGUUUGUUUCAGAAUUCCCCUUAAUUUAGUUUUGACUAAAAAAAAAAAAAAAUCCUGUAAUACGCUACUGUCAGAGUCCUAGGUGAGACAGUUAAGAGCACCCAGCUAUGUUUUCUUAGAAAGUUAAAAAAAAAAAAAGGAUAUUCCUGGAAACUCAUAUGGUGUGCUGAGGAGUGAACGAAGGAAUUUAGCCUGUGCUUGAUGUUCCCUCGAUACUGUUUCAUAAAUCAUUACUAUAACUAUUUGUCCUGACAUAGUUUCAAAAGCCGUUUACAUUGUGAAUCAGAACUUGUCAUUGUAAAACACAUAAUUACAGUUAAACACUGGGGUGGCUAAAUUGAUGCUAAAUUACCUUUUUGUGUGCUUCAUCUUGUCAAGUUUUUUUAUUACUGGAUUUGGGCAGAAUUCAGUCGCCAUCUAUUUGUGGCUCUAGGAAAAAUCUGAUACCCUUGUUAGUGUGCAGAUUCCCUUGCACCAGUUAAUGAUAAAUUCAGAGCUUAGCUAGCUUCUCUUGCAUGUUCUUAGACAAAUUACCCUGAAUUUGUCAGAUAUGUAAGUCUUCUACAGAGUUCAUGGCUUAUUUCUUUGGGGCCUAUGAUAAGUAUAUUUAUACACCUAUAGGAUUCUGAAAUCCUUGUGCUUUUUUACCCAAUAGCUUGACAAAUGCACGGGCUAAACAAGAAUUCCAAAGCAGCAUGCGUUCUCCUACCUGCUUCUUCAGUACAGAGUGCUUUUUAAAGGCUCUUAAAACUGUUAUUCUACAGUUUGUGUUUUAUUGUCUGAGACUUUGCAGUUUCUAUACUUUGUUUUGAGUGUUGAUAUCAAGGUUAUAUGAAGUUGCUGAUUUGAAGUGAUACAGGUUAAACCAUUGAUUCAAAUUAUUGGUUAUUUUAAGUGGUAGAGAUUUUUGUUGAAAGGUUGAUUCUCCUCAAUUUGUAACCCUUAAAAUAGAGAUUUGCAACUAGAUACAACUUUUACAUUUUAUUUGGUUCUUCUUUCCGACUAUUCGUAGAAGUGCACUGUAUUCACAUUUAAACAGCUUUACAGCUUGUUAGACAAUUAUUUAGAUUUCUGAUUUUUUACAUUACAAUGAUAGAAAUGCUGACUGGUAUUUGUUUCCUUUUUUUUUACUCCUCAUUUUGUGUCAAACUGCAUUUUGAUAGUAAUGAAAUGCAACACUUUAAAAUUACAAGUUAUGUAAAAUUAUGCUGAAUGUGCUGCAUAUAUAUGCAAAAAGUUAACAAAUGUUAUUAAUUUAAAAUUAACUGAUUAAAUAAAUGAGAUAUCUUCUGUAGUUAG
Grus americana (Whooping crane) is the source of this 3392-nucleotide messenger RNA. RefSeq names its product chromobox 3 (gene CBX3). The coding region runs from base 245 to 799 and encodes 184 amino acids. The record is from RefSeq and is a predicted model, not a curated record. Gene Ontology annotation, cellular component: pericentric heterochromatin; nucleus. The transcript is spliced from 6 exons. Gene Ontology annotation, molecular function: chromatin binding. Lineage: Eukaryota; Metazoa; Chordata; Aves; Gruiformes; Gruidae. Gene Ontology annotation, biological process: chromatin organization; negative regulation of transcription by RNA polymerase II.